This is a messenger RNA of Trametes versicolor FP-101664 SS1, 1623 nucleotides long. RefSeq lists its product as uncharacterized. The record is from RefSeq and is a predicted model, not a curated record. Bases 32 to 1534 code for a protein of 500 amino acids. The transcript has 6 exons. NCBI's taxonomy places the organism in Eukaryota, Fungi, Basidiomycota, Agaricomycetes, Polyporales, Polyporaceae.
CCGCCCCUUCGCGCGGAUUCCGUCGCCGUCGAUGGCCUUGCUGCUCACCCCGGCGAAAUGGCUAGCUGACCUCCUCCCACGGCGCGUACGGGCCGCGGACUCGUACUACGAGCGUCUCCCUGGGACCGCCGCAGGUCCCUCGAAAGCGCGGGGCCCGCGCUCGCAGGGCGUUCUGGUCCGCGUCUGCCACAUCCUAUUAGUCCGGCGGCGAGCGCGGACGUUCUUCGUCGUCCUGGGCACCCUGAUUGGAGCGGCGGUGGCGGUGUUCCUGUACAUCCUCACUAUCCCGCUCCCGCCGCUGUACUCCAGGUUCCAUGCGGCGGAGCUCGAUCUGCGGCAGCAUGACUCCUCGCUCCCUUACCCUGAAGGCAAGCACGGGAAAUUCCUGUGGGUCGCCAACCAUGCGAGCAAGUGCGGGUGGGGAAACGCGAUGCAAGAGCUGUUCCUUAACGCCUACCUUGCAUACCGGAGCGACCGAGCGUUUGUGUUCGACAACUAUACCUGGAGCCGGGACGAGGGCGACUACUCGCUCUAUAAUCUGAAGCCUAUACCCUCAAGGACACCCUUGACAGCUCUGAUCAGAGGCCCUAUCGUAGGGGGCGCAUUCCCUAAAGGCGACCAUGCCCCCAGGGCGGUCAUCCCCGAGUACUUCUACGAGAUAUGCAAGGACCGCGAAAUCAUCGGAAGCUACGCGGUCAAUGGCCCGCUCGCCGACGCUUCUGCAGAGACGCUCAUCAAGGCGUGGACGCAGCGUAUGGCGCCACAUCGCUGCGUGGAGGUAGAGUUCUCUCCCCCUGAGGUAUUCGACGAACACCUAUUCGCAGACGCACACCGGCUCCUAGACGUCUGGCCGCAGUUCUCGCAAUCACCCAUCGUGCAACACUUCAGCUGGUCCGCGCUCGUCGAGCUCGCAUUCGACACCAACCGGCACAUCAUCUCACCCUCCACCUCCCCGCUCGGCCCGCCGCUCUCCGCCGCCCCGCUCGCGGACGGCCUCGCGCGCUACACGCCCGCCCCCGGGCUCCUCGCGCUGCACAUCCGACGCGGCGACUUCGGCGGGCACUGCUUCGACGUGCUCGCGCGCCGCUCCAUAGGCUACACCGGCUUCAACUCGUUCCCGUCCCUCCCGGACCACUGGGAGCUGCCCGCGGACGCGUCCGCGCGCGAGAAGAAUGCGCUGUAUAGCCGGCAUUGCUUCCCGGACAUCGACGCGAUUGUGCAGCGCGUGGAGGAGGUGCGCGCGGGGCCGCAGGGGCGGGGGCUGACGGAUGUGUAUAUCAUGACGAACGGGUCGCCGUCGUGGGUGGGGAGGCUGAAGGCGGCACUGAGGAGGAAGCACGCGUGGGCGAGCAUUGCGAGCAGUAGGGACCUGAUACUUACUCAGGAGCAGAAGUAUGUUGCGCAGGCGGUGGAUAUGCUUGUCGCGCAGCAGGCGCAGGUAUUCAUCGGGAACGGGUUCUCGACACUUUCUGGGAUGGUUGUUAUGCUCCGGAUGGCCGGCGGCGUACCUCCAGAGGCAACUCGGCAUUGGUAACACGCGCCAUAUGCUGGUCUACCUCUGUAUCUGCUUGUGUAGAGGGGCGCUCCCUUGAUUCCUUGCUCUAUCGCCAUAUAGGAACCCCG